Eurytemora carolleeae is the source of this 6102-nucleotide messenger RNA. RefSeq names its product probable Rho GTPase-activating protein CG5521. NCBI's taxonomy places the organism in Eukaryota, Metazoa, Arthropoda, Copepoda, Calanoida, Temoridae. The transcript has 29 exons. The record is from RefSeq and is a predicted model, not a curated record. Gene Ontology annotation, biological process: positive regulation of GTPase activity; regulation of small GTPase mediated signal transduction. Gene Ontology annotation, cellular component: cytoplasm; nucleus. Gene Ontology annotation, molecular function: GTPase activator activity.
UCACCCGUUUCCUUAGCGCACAUCUUCACUUAGUUCUAAACUGAGCGUCUGUCUCAAGGUUUACGCACACAUUGCGUAUUUGUAUUUUGUUAAUUAUGUGCACAGCAUCCAAGUGAAUGCAAACCAACAAAAAUAAGAAAAAGUGACGUUUUGCAGAAAUUGCUCAAAAAUGUGAAAUUAUGUAGGGUUGAAGAAAGGAGGGGUUGAAAACUAUGUUCCGAUCUGGGAAAAAUUCGACAAAACGGAGUGAGGAUGUUAAAAAAUCUGCGGGGAAAGUUCUCGACACAAAAAAGGAUGUAGCGACCAGAGCUAAGCAUCUGCGACUGUACCUGGACAACUCCGAGGUUGGUGAAAUCCAGCAGUUCUUCGAUGCUUACUACUCACAUAUAUACUUCAUCGUUUACGAACAUUUUAUAAAUACAGAACAAAGCCUCAGACAAAAAGGAGCUCAUAAGGCACAACGUGAAGAAUUUGAAGGUGUCUUGUAUCUUGUGGAGAAAAUUUUAAUUUACUUACCGGAAGCCUUGUCCCAAAAAUGGCAAUAUCACAGUAUUUUGCGACUGCUCUCGAAGCUGCUUCAUCCUGGGAACAGCUGGAAACUACUGAAAAGAGAAGCUAUGCGACUUUUUAUCCUUUGGUACAGCUCUUUGGGGGACCAGUCUCAGGAUGAGAUCCAUGCAAUCUUUGCUACCCUCGUCCCUGGCUUCAGUUCCCCCUACCCUAACCUAGGGAUUACAGCUCUAGCCACACAGUCUCAUGAACCAGGAGAUGGACCUGUUACCGCAGCUCCGAUUCUACCGAUUAUUCCACCGGCAUCGGCAGAAAGGUGGAAGAGUAAUGGAAACGAUAUAACGCGUGCGUUUAACGACGUACUUCUUGAACUCAUGGUGUCACAGGUGCUGCUUGUUGAAUGGAGAGAGGAUAAGGCGGCAAAACACAGAAAAGCGUUCAGUUUUCUUCUGCAAAAAUAUAAGACGUAUUAUAUUCCGGCCAUAUUUCCUAGUUUUAAAUGGGACAUGUCCCUGUACAAACCCUCACUCGAACUCCCUGAGGUGAGAAAAUUUCGUCCAACAUUUAUCGAUACAGGAGAUGGAACAAAAAAGAUGGAUCCAAUGUUAGCGUGCCGCGUGGUUGUGAUUAAAUGGAUAGCGCAGUACACACAUUUGACGCGGGGUGGACUCAAUUCUACAUUCGAAGAAAGUCACAAUAAUUCAGCGAUCUUGAAUAUUUCUGGUUCAUCACAGGCUUUAAAUGAGAGGUUUGGAGGUCUAGGGUUGGACGAUGGAGGGAAGUAUAAUGCAGAGGGUAUCCUCGUUAGAGAGGUCUUAUACAGCUCCAGGACUAACGUGAACUUUGUUCAUGAGAUUUACAGACAAGCAUUUCUUCUUUCAUUCUCCCAUUCUCCUGCGAUGAAAAAGGUUAUUACUGUGUACAAAGAUUGGAUUCAGAUGAACGUCCAGGAGGUUCCUCCGUUUGUACUGGAGCCGAAUUUUCUGGAAAGAAAUGAGGAUUCAUAUUAUACAGAUGAUGUAGAUUCAUCCCAGGUGCCUAGACAGGUCCCUUUAAUCUUAAUUAAUCUUUAGAUCACCCAGCUGACCCUGACAGAGACUCCACCGCGCCGGCGCGAGGACACACUGGGAGGUCGUCUUGCACAAGCUAUCUUUCAAACUCUUAUAGUCACCUGGAUAAAGGCCAACUUGUAUGUUGUUGUGUCUUGCGAGCUGUGGGAUCAGUUUCUUGAAGUUCUAUCAGGGUUAACACUCUGGGAGGAACUUAUCAGAGAGUGGUUCAAGACUAUGGAAACUUUAACGCGAGUCUUGGCACGCCAGGUUUACAACCUUGACCUCAACGAUCUACCGCUUGACCGACUGAGCGAGCAAAAAGCUAAGCGAAGGCGAGGGAAGGCGGGAAUUGUACUUCCCAAAAUAUCAAACACUGCAGAGGACUUAAAAAACAAUGAAGGACCAGCCAUGCACCCUGCAUUUCGAGGAACUGACACCGAGUCCCCUUACCCGCCCCGGCAUCGUAUAUCCAGCGAGAGUGAGGGGAUUGGAGCCCCAUAUACUGAAGACCACCUGGAGUUCUCGGAGAGGAUGUUGUUUACUAGAAAGAGGUGCAUGUCGGAGAGUUGGAUCAAUUUCCCUCGGAAUCAGGAUCAUGAUAUCAUGCUAGCCGCAGCCUGGCGACUCAAGCAGAGAAGAUCCAGAUCUGUUGAUUCUCUUCGGGAUCGAGAAAGCAGUAGAUCCCCUAGCCCCGAGCUAAGCAGCAGCAUGGAGUCCCACAGUAUCAAGGACAGCCCUAUCCAGCUUGACCAUGAUCAUGAGGGUGCUUUCUAUGACAUCGGAGAUGUUUCUCAUGGAAGCCAGGGCCCUAAGAGUGUGAUGGCUGGUGGAUCUGUGAAGGGCUGGUUACCUGAUGUGGCAGUAGUACUGUGGCGACGCAUGCUUGGCUCUUUGGGGGAUGUUAAUAGUAUUGCUGACACUGUGAUACAUGCACAGAUAUACAAGUACCUUAUUGACCUUCAUGAGAUAAUGAACAAAAUCCGAGCAAACCAGGGGGUCAGUGUGGAUAACCUCAAGACCCCUGAAUCACCCCAGUAUGUGCCUCCUUUCACAAUCUUUGCCCCUUGGUGUUUCAGGGCACUGUUACUCCCUGAUACUUACCAACGGGGGAGAAUGUAUGCCCUUCGUCUUCUUUGUCUUCUAACAGUCCGCCCUCAGGAUACUCCACUACCUCGCACCCACCUAAUCCAGUUUUACAAAGUACUUCACCAAGGACUGUGCAGCAAUGACCAGGAUACAGUUCACAAUCUGGUCAGAUUUACCGGGUCCAGAUUCUUUUCCCUGUCCUUACCUGGAUACUCGUCCUUCCUUUAUGACUACCUGACUGCAUCUAACAGUGUUAUUUCCUCCCAGGAGUUUAAGGGCCUUCCAAGAACAGAGGCAGUUUCAAUUGUAGGAAGCUUACUGUCCUAUCCUUCUGUAGUUUCCUCUUUACCACUUCUUCUUCCGUCCUCUGACCAGCUUUCUCUGGUGUCCAGCCAAGAUCUGCAAGAUCAGGUUAUCAGUGUACUCUUGAAAGCAGGGAAAAAGGAGCCAAAUGGACUGGCACGUUGUAUUGCUUUGUCCUCUCUUGGAACUUUUGUAUAUCGUGAACUUGUUCAUCAAACAUAUCAUUCUAAACUCAAAGAUGCAAUCAUAGUUCUGCUGGCCGCUCUUAAGUUCAACAAUAAGGCAGUGGCGCAAGUAGCAAGUGAUAUGCUAAUGCUGAUAUCUGAACAGGUUGACCGUGUUCUAGCCUACCAUCAAGAUCUUCCAAAACGGAUUGUUGAAGUUCUAUCACGCAGUUUGGCAUCCUUGCUCCCCAAACCUGAAGUUAGCAAUGAUAUAUCUAAGGAAGAUAGAAGGCUGUUACUCUCUUUGUUGAGCUGUCUGGGAGAAUGGUGUAUGAAGCUUCCUUUGGAAGUUCUCACUCAGAUUCAGGAGGAUGGCAAAUCCCUGCUUAAUCAUGUGUUUGAAGCAUUGCUCUCAGGUAUAAAGCCUGCUCACAGCAACUUAUCUUCUCCCCUUCUCACCUCCAACAGUCCUGUUGGGUAUGUAGAUGGUUUUGACCCAGACAUCCAUGUUGACAAUCUGAGAGGAGAAAAUUGGAAUGCAUCUCCAGCUAAACUGAAAUCUAGAUCUGCUUCUCGUGACCUGAUGGAUGAUGCAUCUUUACCUCUCCUGCAAGAUGAGGGUCCUGGAGCUGUGGUUCAGCUUGCGGCUAGAACUUUGCUAUCUCACCUGGUUAAUCACCUCAACCACUUCCCACAAGCAGUUGGGGCAUCAAGUCUUUCAAGUCAGGUCUCAGAGCAGGAUGAUGUUCCAACUUUAGUGAGUGAUGAGUUAAAUCUUGAAACUUUUCAAUCUCCCAACAUCCAGCUUUUUAUUCUUAACAACACAACUCUCCUGUCUUUAGUGGAGAUUCCCGGUUUAGAAGAGGAUGUUGAAAUGUCUGGAUUUAUCACAGCCCCAAGUCAGGUUAGAAUCAUCCUGCGGGACAUCUCUGGCAAAUUUGUCUGGGAUACCUCAGUGCUUUACACUCCUUCCUCUAUGCAAAACCAGUCCUUAGCUCCCUCCUGGAGUGGUGUAUCCACUCCUCAACAUGCUACUGUACUCUCCCCACCUAGACAUACUAAACGACACAGGGAUCCAGAGGAACUACCAACUCACGAGGUGUCAGCUCAAGAUCUUGAUCAACUUGACGAUCUUCUUCAAUACCUUGGACACACAUCCCCCGAACUAUUAUCAAUGCCCAACCUUCCUUUAAACUCUGUCCCUCCAUGGCACGGGGUUGAUAACACCCUAGAGGGUGACAUUAUCUCAUCUGUGAUAAGCCAAAGAAAUUUAGAAUUGGAUCAACUAUCACGGCUAAGCGGACCGCACUCCCUUUAUAACGCUGGAAAACCAGUUUUACCGCCAGAAACCCCGGUCUUACGCGAGGAAGAGUGUUUCCAACAAGCCAGGAUAUUGUUUCAACAGCUGGGUCUCUGCUCUUGGGAGAAGAGACCACAUGUACAUCUUGUAAAGAAGACUGAGCAACUAGUGAGAGAACUGAAAAAUUUAGAUAAUCAAAAAGGUCGUGAAACCCAUAAGAUCGCCGUGAUCUUCGUGGCUGAAGGUCAGGAGGAUAAGAUCAGUAUCCUCAGCAACACCGGGGGGUCCGAGGCCUUUGAGGAGUUCGUGGCAGGCCUAGGCUGGGAGGUCGAGCUAGAGACUCAUACUGGAUUCAUUGGAGGACUUACCAGAAAUAAAAGUACGGGGGAAACCGCUCCUUAUUAUGCUACCAGUUUUCUAGAGAUUAUGUUCCAUGUUUCAACGAGGAUGAACUCGUCCAGUGAGGAUUGUAUGCUGCAAAAAACUCGUCAUCUCGGAAAUGAUGAAAUUCACAUUGUUUGGUCAGAACACUGGAGGGAUUACAGGCGGGGUAUAAUACCAACAGAAUUCUGUGAUGUCCUGAUUGUUAUUUAUCCUCUGAAAAACAAACUUUAUCGAAUACAGGUAAUACGUAAGUCUGAAGUUCCAUUCUUUGGACCUUUGUACAAUGAGAUGAUUGUGGACCACGGGGUCCUUCCGGGACUUAUUCGGGCCACAGCUGUUAACGCGAGCAGAGCCAAGCGUGCCAUGAUGACAGCUUACAAAACCUACUUCGAAGACCGAGCCAAGGCCUUGGACUCGAUCAUCGACAAGUUCAAGCAGCCCACCACCUUCGAGGAGUUCGUGGCCAACGUAUUCAACCCUGCCCAGACGGGAACAAUAAUACAAGGGAAUAUGAGACCCGGAGGAAUGUCGUCUUCCACCAUCAGUUCAAAUACAAAUAGAAGUGAUCUUAGCGCUGUUCUUCUUGAUCCAAUGAGCACGCACACUGGUUGGAGUGAGGAGCAGCAGAGACCACGAGCGCACACUGAGCUUGGAGAGCGCACUAGAAGCACACUUGGCGAGGAUAGAAAGAUUCUCCAUGAAGAGCAUGUUCCACUACGAAAAAAGCUGAGUAGCGGGGUCCCCCCUGGCAGUCAUUCUAACCCUGGCGUUGGAUUCUCCCAGGUUCCCCUGUCUGAUGAAGAGGAUAUGUUCAACCCACCGUCGGGCUCAGCUAGAAAGUUCUCGACCAAGUCCCCCGUUCAAGCCAUGAGUGCUGUGCGGCGACCAAUGGCUGUUCGACAAAACUCCGGUGGGACCAGUGGAGCCCCCGUCACUAGAAAACGAUAAUUUCUUGUGUGUUUAACUGUUUACUGACGCGGCAUUUGUCUGAGUGAAAAUCCGCAAAACUUGUUAUAAAAACAAAUCCGGGAAAAUGAGUUGCAAGAAUCCGUGGGAAUUACAAGUCAAGUUUCUGCGUAAAUGCAUAAAUGCUUAAAUUAAAUCAUGUCAAUUAGGACUGGACCUUUAUUUUACAUUCCAAAUUUGCUCAUUUCAAGAAAUUUCUAUUUACAAUUUUACCAGAAAUAUGCAGCUAUGUUUAAAUAUAUAUUUAGCUAUAUGAACACUGUAAUUUACAAUCCUUAAAAAGUUGAUUAAUUAAUUGGACUGACAUUAUUAUUAUUUUCCAUUUUAGUAUUAUACA